AGCGCAUCAGCCCCUCGAAAACCAAGCACAAAAGAAACAACGAGAUAGACGACGACGUCGCGGCGUGUGCGUUCCGCACCCCACCCAGUUCCAAUACAGACCUCAUCUUUUCCAGCACUCAUCAACGUAGAUUUUUUCUGUUUUUUUUUCCCCUGCUUCUGAUACAUAUAAUUGCUGGGUAUAUAUAUAUAUAUAUAUAUAUAUAUAUGUUUGUUUUUUUACGAUCAUUACUUUUUCUUUUGUUUGCCCUCGUUUUUACUAACGGUAUUGUUGAUCUCUUUAUCCAAUUUCGUGGUCUAGCUGUGCACAGUACAGGCAAAUCAUAUUUUUCCUUCUCGCUCUCACGUUGUUUUCUGCGUUGCCGUUGCUGUUCUCUUCACUGGGGUGGACGGUCACCAUCUAUCUCGCAACCAUAUAUGUAUGCCGACAUCAAGGGAAAGAAGUAGGAAACUGGCAGCUGCAGCUCCUCUCAGGACACUUUCGCAGGUGUUGUUGUCGUGUGCAACUUUAUUGUUUCGUUUUUUGCCGUAUUUCCCUUGUGCUGUCAAGCGUUGCUAUUGGUUGAGUUCCUUCGUUUUCUGCUUGACAGCAUCGCCGCGAGCCCAACAUCUACGAUAAUGCCUACGGCGACUCCGUUUUUGCCGCCGUUGUCGCCUCGCUUCAACGGCAUGGCGGCGCAGCCCGUCGACGAUAUCAAGCUACAAUUUGCUAUGGAAGAAGUUCGAAAGCGUUUUUCCACCGUCAGUACGUCGGAGAUGCUCGAGGUGCUGCAUCUUCUCCUCACCGACAAACGGAUCCUGCAGUGCGAGGAGGCGAGCAACAGCGCGCGGCUGGACGGGAAAGCGCCGCAAGACGGAAAUGCGGAGCUAAAUGGAGUUCCUGAGCAGCACCGCAAAACCCCAAGGACGCUGGCCCAGCUGCAAUCUAGCGCGAACUCGUCCGUCACGGCAAGUGAGUUGAGUCCGCGCGACUGGGGCUCCAUGGUGCUGGAGAACAGCGAGGGGACGCUACACGGCUCGCUCCUGGUGUCGCGCUUAAAUCGCGAGUGGAAGAGCACCAUUACGCUCCUCCUCGACAACGCGCGGCAGUUCCGCCAACCGGACAACGAGAACCACACGGUGGCACAGCUGGUGCAGGCGUCGAUCACGGAGUGGUUUAUCCGCACCGGUGGGGCAGCAUCCCAUCCUCCAGAAUUGCCGACCGACGUCCGCCGCGGCCGACCGGACGCGGAGGUGUGGCUGAGUACCAUGGCCAAGGUUCGCCGCCUCGCGGAAGACGCCUGCUACCAAAAAUACGAGCUACAAUACACCCAGCUGCAAAAGGAGGCAGAAAACGACAACGAGGACGGCACCAGUGCGGCGGUGCACACACCGUACGACGACGACAGCGCCAUGUCACCGCCGUCUGGUAUGGCGCGACGCUCCACGCACCGCAGCACCACCGCAGCAGGGAACGUCGGCAUUCCGCCGUUUUCGCUGGUGAUUCAGUGCAGUGGACCGCCGAAGCGGGUGGCGGCGACUACGCCUGACGUCGCAGAUGCGAAGGUGGACGGGCAGACGAACGCGGAAGAGGAAGUGGAGGCGAACGGAAGCACCACGUGUCUUGUGAUUGGCUGUGAGUGGUUUCAGUGGGUUUUUCUAGUCCAGUGUCCGGUGGCGUGCCAGAGCGAGCCGUACCCGGUGCUCGGCGACAGCAGCACGGCGGCUGAGGCGACAGCGGCUCGACUGGCGCAGCGGCGGUGGCGGCGGCGACACUGCACGGUGCAACUGCUCUACCCGUCCGAGGCUGGCUUCUCAGCGUCACCUGACAGCGCGUCUGACCUGCGCUCUGCCGACGCCGAGUAUGAGCUAAGCGAACCGCAGGUUGUGCUGUCGUCUCUGUUGGGCGUGGCGAUGCGGGUUUGGUGUCAGAGCCAGCCGCACCUCGUGGCGGAGGUCUUUCAGCUGGAGGAGGACACCUAUCCGCAGCAUCUCUACGAUGGAACAUCGUUUUGGUCCAUGUGGCCCAUCCGCGACCUCAACACGUGGCAGCAGUGCGAAAGCGCCAGUUCAAGCGACUCCAUGCCGAUCCCGCUGCUGCCAGGAGAGUGCUUCGCCCACGACUCGGAUCUCGACGAAGACGACGAGGAUGAGGGCAGUGAGCACGCGGAUUGA
Molecule: messenger RNA, 2153 nt
Organism: Leptomonas pyrrhocoris
Lineage: Eukaryota; Euglenozoa; Kinetoplastea; Trypanosomatida; Trypanosomatidae
Exons: 1
Coding region: 618-2153 (511 amino acids)
Source: RefSeq, a predicted model, not a curated record